Entrophospora sp. SA101 is the source of this 882-nucleotide messenger RNA. The record is from the annotation of a GenBank genome assembly. NCBI's taxonomy places the organism in Eukaryota, Fungi, Glomeromycota, Glomeromycetes, Entrophosporales, Entrophosporaceae.
AUGCAACGAAAAAUAAUCUCAGGACUUAAUUUAGCAUUAAACACUUAUCUCCUUAAACCUCAUAUACUAUUUACAACAUCUAGAGCAAGAUCAAUAACUAUGACGUCGAAAACAAAAUUUAUAACAAGUCCAUUUAGUGUCUUAACUAAUCACAAUAACUAUUAUUAUCAUUCAAAGGCUUUCCAAACAAGAGAACACAGAACAAAUAAUUUGAUGAGUGAUGUAGCAAUAAAGUGUAGGCAACCAACGUUAAAACUUUUUAAAAAUAACCAACAAGAAGUAACACCAAACCAAGAUUCAUUAAAAUUCAUUCCAGGUGUUCCAAUUAUGGAUGAAGGGGGUACAGCUGAAUUUUUAUCAGGGAAUGAGGCAUCUAAAUCUCCAUUAGCAAAAAGCCUAUUUCGAAUUGAAGGAGUUAAAGGAGUAUUUUUUGGACCAGAUUUUAUUACUGUUAGUAAGGAUCCAGAUAUACCAUGGCAAUUGAUGAAGCCUGAUUUAUAUGCAAAUAUUAUGGAUUUUUUUUCAACGGGCGAACCUAUUUUAUUGGAGGCACCACCACCAUCUGAUACACAAAUAAAUGAUGAUGACUCUGAGGUUGUUCAAAUGAUAAAAGAACUUUUGGACACUAGAAUUAGACCUUCAAUACAAGAUGAUGGUGGUGAUCUUGAAUAUAAAGGAUUUGAGAAUGGAAUUGUUAAACUUAAAUUGAAGGGAGCCUGUAGAUCUUGUGACUCAUCCGUCGUUACUUUGAGAAAUGGAAUUGAAAAUAUGUUGAUGCAUUAUAUACCAGAGAUCACAGGAGUUGAACAAGUACUGGACGAGGAGGAACUUAUUUCACAAACAGAAUUUGAAAAAUUAGAGCAGAAGCUAAAUAAUGCAUAA